AUGGCAGAAAAACAUGAAAACUCUAAUGCCCACAAGCUUUGUUUAACAAAGUACAAGGGAUGGCUGGAUUCUCAAAAAACUGGUGCUGUUUCAGUUAAAAUCAAUGAACAAAUGGCCCAAACAGUAGAAAAAAAUAGAGAAACUCUGAAGACACUUGUAAGAAGUGCAUUGUUCUGUGCCCGCCAAGGCAUUGCACUGAGAGGACACAGGGAGGUACAACCUGGGAAAGCUCAUGAAGAUCCAGAUGACAGUGAUGACUCAAACGAUUUAUUGGAAGACCGCCCCGAAAGUAUGAAUCAUGGAAAUUUUCAAGAAUUGGUCAAUUUGCUUUGUAUGGAAAAUAGCCAGUUCAAUAGUAAUUUAAAAAACCUUCCUGGAAAUGCCAAAUAUACCUCUAAGACUAUCCAAAAUGACCUUUUAGAUGCAGCCUCAAAUGUAGUCACUCGCAGCAUUGUUAAUGAGAUUAAGUCUAGCAACAUAUACAGCAUUAUAGUUGACGAAGCUCGAGAUGAAGGAAAAAAAGAGCAAAUGUCUAUCUGUUGCCGUUACAUACAUCAGGCUAAGAUAAAAGAGAGGUUUCUUGGGUUUGUUGAGUUACAAGAGCUCACAGCUGAAUCUUUAGCGAUCAAGAUAUUAAGUUUCUUGGAAUCAAAUGGUCUAGAUAUUAAGAAUUGUGUAAGCCAGUCGUUUGAUGGAGCAUCUGUCAUGUCGGGAAAACUUAAUGGAGUGCAGACAUUAAUCAGAGAAAUGGCAAAGAAUCCUUGUCCUUACGUCCAUUGCCAUGCACAUAGACUCAACUUGGUCUUGGUUGACGUAGCCAAGAAUGUGCAAAUAGUUAGGGAAACAAUUGGCCUAUUAGAAGCAAUCUAUGCAUUCCAAUCCAGCUCCACACUACGUCAUGAACUCUUCAUUUUCUUCAAAGAGACUAAAACAGGCAAAAAAUCAAUUACAGUACCUCAACACAGCGAUACAAGAUGGGUAGCAAAGUAUAAAGGAGUAGAGUUCUUUAAGAACAAUCUUGACUCUGUCAUUAAUGCUUUGAAAAAAUGUACAGAAAGUUCAAAGCCAAGAGAAGCUGCUGAGGCUCGGGGCCUCUUGAUCCAAAUACAAUCGUUUAACGUGGCUUUCACUCUAGUUAGCCUUGAAGGUGUCUUAAAAAUUGUGAAUAUCCUCUCAAAACAACUUCAGUCCUCGACCAUAGAUGUUGGCAAGUGCCGAAAGCUCGUAAAAGCAACAAGAGAUCAGUUAGAGGAGUUGAGAUCUGACGCAAAAUUUGAAUCCUUUUUUCAAGAAACUGCACAAUUGUGCAAUGAUUGUGAAAUCGAUCAUGCAAGGGCAAGAGACACUGGCCGCCGUAAACAGAAUCCAACAGCAAGCCUGGAAGAUUAUUUCGUCACGGAGACUACUGGGAAGGGACGAUACACACAGAAAGAAAAUCCUAAGACAACAUUGAAAGCAGAGUAUUUUCAUAUUCUUGAUAAUAUGAUAUGUGAAAUGGACAAACGGUUUGCCGAAAAUGACAUUUCAAUUGCUUGUAUUUCAGCCUGUAACCCAAAGUCACACGAUUUUUUAGACCCAAAAGUGUUGUGUAACUUCUCAGAGCUGCACGGGAAAGACUGUGACUUCACUUCUACCUUGAAAGUGCAAUGUGAUUUAGGUAAAACAAUGUUCAAAGAAUCUAAAAGUAGCAUGGACGUGUUGAAUGAUUUAGCCAACUUCCCAUCUUUCGAUGAACUAAAACAAGUAAUGACGAUCGUGUUGACAAUGCCCGUCUCCACAGCUACUGCUGAAAGGUCAUUUUCUACUAUGAGGAGAAUUAAAUCAAACUUAAGGGCUACAAUGACGGGGAGGAGACUACACAGUUUGGGAGUGUUAUCUAUUGAAAAGGAAGCAAGUUUAGAACUUCUGAACAACCCUGAUCCUGUAAUUGAUGAAUUUGCUUCUCAGAAAGGCAGAAGAUUGCAGUUUGUAAUGAAAUAA
Messenger RNA from Macrosteles quadrilineatus (aster leafhopper), 1980 nucleotides. RefSeq names its product zinc finger MYM-type protein 1-like. Gene Ontology annotation, molecular function: protein dimerization activity. The transcript has a single exon. NCBI's taxonomy places the organism in Eukaryota, Metazoa, Arthropoda, Insecta, Hemiptera, Cicadellidae. The coding region runs from base 1 to 1980 and encodes 659 amino acids. The record is from RefSeq and is a predicted model, not a curated record.